CCAUGUUAUUUGUCAUUCUACCCGCUCGUUCUAUUUCUACGGGAUUGAUCGGGGCGACCCAGUAGUGUGAGCUUCCUGCUACAUUGUGAUCUUCUCUCAGACUUCCUUUCCUCAUUUCCGAAUCAGUAUGGGGAAGAAUAGCAAGAAUACCGUGCAGACAAUCUGCUGAUGAGGAAAAUGUUGAAUCAAACCGUGAAAUCAUUUAUUUAAUGAACUGUGGGGAACUAAAGGCAAUGGAGUCGAAUAUGGAAUCUGUCCAUCAGUCUUUUUUUCAGCUGACACAAGCUGAACACAAAGGAAUCAGCCGAAACUGAUCUGGUCACUGAAGAUGCUUCAUCAAAUAUUUACCUCAAACACUUUCCACUUGGCUUGCUUUUUGACCAAACCAGAAUGUUAAUGUUCAAGAUUUCAGGAAUUUGGAUGAGUUAUGUUGGUCAAGUUUGUCAGUCCUCUCUCUACCUGAGAUUUCACUUACUGUAUGUAUCAUAAAAGCAUAACAAUAAGAGCCAUAAUGCGUGUCAGUUUUUUCCAUGCUCUGUUAACUGGAGCAAUAAUUUUGAACUUGCUCAUCCUAUAUUAUGUCUCCCGGGCCCAGCAGCAGAUGAUGGAGAAACGUCGAGAACAAGUUAAGGGCUCAAAGAAAGCCUCUCUUCCUGUGCCAGGACUGGGUAAUCUGGUUGGUGGAAGUAUAGUUGGAGGCGUCAAAUUGGGAGGCCUUGAGAGCAACAUGCGUGGCCCUCGCAUCACGAUCCUUGUCCGUGAAUUUGAAGACUUUGAGAACUAUGUUGGUGAUGUUGCUCGCUCUUUUUUGCGCCAGAGACCAGAGUUGCCCUUCCUCGCUGUAGCCGAAAGUCCACCGUACCCUCCUUUGGCUCUUCCCGAGGGAGCCCGGCUCCUGGUGUUGUCGCCGAGCCCUGACCAGCCUCCACAAACUCACCGUCCCGAGUUCAACGUGCAGACGGAAUUUGCUUUAUUAGUUCCAGAUGGUGUGGAGCUGGACCACGGCCGACAAAUUGAGCGUCUCAUUCGGGAGCUGGAAGGAGAAGGUGGCGGGCCGGUCCGACUGGUUGCUGCGCCAGUGCUGACCCGCUCGGCAGUGCAAUGCCUGCACCUUCGGGUGAAUCUGCGGGAAUGGACCGCCACCUACACCCCUGCGGCCUCAGGGAGCAGCGGUAGCGUCUGCACAGCCCUGCAGGGAGACGCCGUGGUUCUUAUCCGUACCGAGGACCUCUUCAAUCUCUCUGUUCCUUUAGGUCGUCCCCUGAUGUCUUCCCUGUUUGUCCAAACAUCUCUGCGGGGAUGGAAGGUCAAGCUCCUGGAGGGACCUUCGUUCUCCGCCAGUCAUCGGCCGCUGUUUACCUCUGCGCACAACCAGUGGAAGGCGGAUAGUCGCCUGAAAGAUGCAACCAAUCACCUCUUGCGCAGCUUUGGCCUGAAGCGCGUGAUCUUGCCUGAUGGACGAGAUCAGUGGUUUGGCUGCAGUAAAGAGACGCCACGAUGUUUCGGCACAGUGCGUGACGACACACCGGAAUACCUUUACGUGGAGCGCUGGACUCCACCCUGCUGCUUGCGCGCCCUCCGAGAGACCACUAAAUAUGUUGUCAAUAUCUUGGAGAGCUCUGGUGUGCGUUAUUGGCUGGAAGGGGGUUCUUUGUUGGGAGCUGCCCGACACAAGGACGUAAUCCCAUGGGACUAUGACGUGGACUUGGGCAUCUACAUGGAGGACGUACCGAAUUGCGACUACCUAAAGAACCUGGACUCCGGCUCACUGGUGGAUGCUAACGGCUAUGUGUGGGAGCGAGCGGUCGAGGGUGACUUCUACCGCGUGCAGUAUAGUGAAGCAAACCAUUUGCAUGUAGACUUGUGGCCCUUCUACCCCCGUAAUGGAGUUAUGACCAGGGACACUUGGACUGAGCACAAACAAGACGUGGAGUUCCCAGAACAUUUCCUGCAACCCCUGGUGCCAAUGCCAUUUGCUGGCAUCACCGCUUAUGGUCCAAACAACCACCGUGCCUUCUUGGAACUCAAGUUUGGGGAAGGGGUUAUUGAGAACCCCCAGUACCCGAACCCUGCCAAGAAAAGGCUGGACAGGAGUCGCGCGUUAGGAUCAUAGCAAGCAGUAACUUGAUGCGACACAAUUGCGCAAUACUGCAUUUCUGACAUUUGAAAAUCUUUGUAGAGUAUUACUACCAGACUAAAUGUCUCGGUCUGUGUCUGAACACUUGAAUGUUAGUGUUUCUUGCCAAUUUUAUUUAUUAUAUGUGUGUGUUG
Rhinichthys klamathensis goyatoka is the source of this 2271-nucleotide messenger RNA. It is a transcript of the gene fkrp, whose product is annotated as fukutin related protein. Gene Ontology annotation, cellular component: Golgi apparatus. Gene Ontology annotation, biological process: protein O-linked glycosylation via mannose. The transcript is spliced from 2 exons. Lineage: Eukaryota; Metazoa; Chordata; Actinopteri; Cypriniformes; Leuciscidae. Bases 479 to 2113 code for a protein of 544 amino acids. The record is from RefSeq and is a predicted model, not a curated record.